This is a messenger RNA of Pseudophryne corroboree (corroboree frog), 1338 nucleotides long. Its product is annotated as T-cell surface glycoprotein CD8 alpha chain-like. NCBI's taxonomy places the organism in Eukaryota, Metazoa, Chordata, Amphibia, Anura, Myobatrachidae. Gene Ontology annotation, biological process: cell surface receptor signaling pathway; T cell mediated immunity; cytotoxic T cell differentiation. The coding region runs from base 102 to 809 and encodes 235 amino acids. Gene Ontology annotation, cellular component: external side of plasma membrane. The transcript has 6 exons. The record is from RefSeq and is a predicted model, not a curated record.
CUGAGUAUGGCUGACAUCACAUCCUCUCUGGUGGGCACAACUCAGGUGUGAGAAUCACUUAUUACUGUAUAUCAGCACUGAGCUGGGACUACAGCAGAACAAUGGUGUGUCACAUUAUGGCAACGCUCAUCUCUCUUCUAAUUCUCCUCUGCCUCUUCUCAUGUUCUCACCAGCUGAAGCUCAAAGGCCCAGAGGUGACGUCCGUCUUUUCAGGACCGGUGAGGUUGGAAUGCGAGCCUGAUAGAGGAGAUCUCAUGGACUUUGGAGUGUUCUGGUUCCGUCAAAGGAAAGACGCCAAGAAUCCAGAGUCAAUUGUGUUUCUUAGUAACACGAGGAAGGCAAUAUACAGUGCUGAUCAGGGAAGAAAUGGUUUCUUGGCCGACAAGACAGGAUCUACAUACACCCUAACCAUUACUUCAUUUGGCCAGACAUUCCAAGCAACUUAUUACUGUAUGAUAAAUAAAAACUCAGUGCUUUACAUCAGCCCGGGUCUCCCACUCCUCUAUCCUGAAGUGACAACUCGCAAACCAACUACAACAAAAGAGCCUGCACCAGAAAUCAGCACAAAAGGCAAAGGAGACGGAUGUAACUGCUUCUCAGGAAAACAAGACUUAUCACAGAAAGAGGGAGAAUUCUUUGGUUUCACCUGUGAUCCGUAUGUCUGGAGUCCUCUGACAGGACUAUGUAGCCUUCUUCUGAUCUGCCUGCUGGUCACUUCUAUAAUGCUCUGCUGCCGAACAAGAAGACGACGAUGUAGAUGUAAGCACAGGCCCUUGGAAGAGAACAAUGGUAAACUAAACGCCAAAUGAUGAAGCACCAAGAUCUCUUCUGCAAGCAUUAAGUGACAGAUUAGGGCUAGCAAAGAGACAUAUUGAAUAACUAUACAGUUUGUAAGUGGUUUUCUUGUUGCCUCAUUGAAAUGUAUUUAAUGGAGUCCAAGUUGGUAUAAAAAAUUUAUAAUAUGCUUUAUAAAAGUAAAACUACUUUUUAGCUUUUUUGUUUGAUAUUCUGUUUGUGGGUAGCGUUGCUCUGUUUAAAAAACAAACCUACAUUAAUGAUGAAAUACGUCAGAUCUUGCUGGCGCAGUCUUCCCGCACUGCUUCCUGUUAUAUAACCCCAUUAAUAUGGGAAGGGAUCCGGUCAGCAUCACAGCGUUCGGGAUGCCGGCAGUCGGAAUACCGAUGCCAGAUUCCCGACAUUGGUCACAAGACUGACACGGGGAUCCUGGCAUCGACCACAAUGCUGAUGCCCGGAAUUCAAGCCAAUUAGAUCAUGCCGAACAUAAGUAUGCCAGGGAGGGUUAGGCUGCAGGGGGUUGGGGUGGAGGUUAGGUUUAGC